AUGAUUCAAGCAUCUAGUACAACAAAGAAAUGCUGUAGAUCGCUAGUAUUUAGAUGGCACGACAUGUUCCGAAACGGAAGAGUGUCAAUAGAGGAUGACAAGCGAUGCGGUCGACCAUCGGUGGUGAAAACUGGAGUAAAAUACAAGGUUCGGCAACUGAUAAAGGAAGAUCGACGACGUACUGUGCGAGAAAUGUCAAGUGAACUUGCUGUAUCUGUGUCCACCGUCCACGAUUGCCUAAAAGAAGACAAUAUGUCAAAAGUUCUAAGGCGGGAUCUCGUCCAGGCUAUACGGAAAAAGCGCCCCGGGGUCGACCUCGACCAGAUUAUUCUUCACCAGGACAACGCCCCCUACCACCGUGCACAGUCAUCGCAGUUGGAAAUCAGCCUCCUGGGAUUCGAGACGCUCGAGCAUCCACCCUAUAGCCCGGACCUCGCACCGAUGGUUUUCCGAGUUUUUCCGGAAAUCAAAGCACAGCUGCGUGGUCGACGCUUUGAUUCCGGGUUGGAAUUACAAAUUGAAACGCAGAGAAUAGUUUGGUCAUUCGACAACAUCUGGUACGAGGACACGUACGAAAAAUGGGUCAAGAGGCAUAGAAAAUGUAUCGCUAUGAAUGGAGAUUACGUCGAGAAGUGA
Molecule: messenger RNA, 636 nt
Organism: Ruditapes philippinarum (Manila clam)
Lineage: Eukaryota; Metazoa; Mollusca; Bivalvia; Venerida; Veneridae
Product: histone-lysine N-methyltransferase SETMAR-like
Exons: 2
Coding region: 1-636 (211 amino acids)
Molecular function (GO): nucleic acid binding
Source: RefSeq, a predicted model, not a curated record